This is a messenger RNA of Colletotrichum paranaense, 900 nucleotides long. Its product is annotated as metallo-beta-lactamase superfamily protein. The transcript has a single exon. The coding region runs from base 1 to 900 and encodes 299 amino acids. The record is from RefSeq and is a predicted model, not a curated record. Lineage: Eukaryota; Fungi; Ascomycota; Sordariomycetes; Glomerellales; Glomerellaceae.
AUGGCGCCCACGGACAAGAUCUCGCUCGAGUUCAUCACUACCGGCAACGUCUGGAUGCAUACCGGGAUGCAAGGUCAACCCAUAGAGAACCGCAAUAUCGCUCUCCGCUUCCUCCGCUCCUUCACCGGCGACUGGAUUGGUCCCAUGCCCCUUGGAGCAUUCCUCAUUCACCAUCCCAAGGGUCCCAUCCUCUUCGACACGGGCGUGUCAACGCACUGCACCGAACCGGGCUACUUCCCCUGCUGGAACCCGGUGCCGGGCAUCCUCAACAAGCUAGAAGUUACAAAGGAGGACGGCAUCGUCAAGCAGCUCCGGAAACGCGGCAUCGAGCCAACGGAUCUGCAGUUUAUCAUCAUUAGCCAUCUACACCACGAUCACGCCGGCGGCCUGGAGGUUCUUGCUGUCGAGGCGCCCGAUGUGCCCAUCUACGUCGGCGGAGAACACUGGGAUGCCUUCGGGAAGCAUCCAGUCUAUGCUGCUAUGCAAGGGUGCACGCCGGACCGGUGGCCCAAGGAUUUCGAGCCUCGGAUCCUUGAUUUUGAGGAAAAGCGCGCUGUUGGGCCUUGGGGUCGGUCGUGUGAGCUUGCGCCGGGCGGCACGAUUGUCGCGGUCGAUACGCCGGGCCACGUGCCGGGUCACAUCUCGUUGAUUGUGGUGGGGGACAACGACGAUGGGAGUAAGACGAGGUAUUUGCUGACGGGAGAUGCGACGUAUGCAAUUAGUGUGUUGGAUAAGGAAGAGCCGGAUGGUGCGAAUAGUGAUCCUGUGGCGGCAUUUGAGAGUUUAAAGAAGAUUAAGGCGUAUGCUCGGAGCCACGAUGUCGUUGUGCUGCCGAGUCACGAUCCGGAUACGCCCAGGUUGCUUAAGGAUAAGGUGGUAUAUCGGCCUGGAAAAUAUUAG